Oryctolagus cuniculus (rabbit) is the source of this 822-nucleotide messenger RNA. NCBI's taxonomy places the organism in Eukaryota, Metazoa, Chordata, Mammalia, Lagomorpha, Leporidae. The record is from RefSeq and is a predicted model, not a curated record.
ACUACACUUCCCGGCAUGCAAAGGGAGGCAGUGGGCUUGGGGGACUACGACUCCCAGCAUGCCCCGCGGCCAAAGCCGGGCGAGCCCGGACCCGGAACCGGAUGUGCCUUGCUGCUCCGGUGGCGGAGCGCUGGGGCCAUGGCCACGGGGACAGACCAGGUGGUUGGACUCGGCCUCGUCGCCAUUAGCCUGAUCGUCUUCACCUACUACACCGCCUGGGUGAUUCUCCUGCCGUUCAUCGACAGCCAGCAUGUCAUCCACAAGUACUUCCUGCCGCGAGCCUAUGCCGUCGCCAUCCCGCUGGUCGCGGGCCUCCUGCUGCUCCUGUGUGUGGGACUGUUCAUCACCUACGUGAUGCUCAAGAACCAGAGGGCGGCCAAGAAGGCGCAGUGAGGACCCAGUGAGGAGAGGCCCGGGCAGGGCCGAGUGGCCGCCCUGCGCACCUCCCUGUGGGGCGGAGCUGUCCAGCACCCACUCCUGAGCGACAGGACCCAGCCCCGCCCGCCCUGCCGGAAGCCAGCGGCGGGAAGGGACCUGGAACGCGGCCCUGUCCUCCGUCUCGCGGCCUGACAACUGCCGCCCCCCCCCCCCCCCCCCGGGUUCUGCCCGCAGCCUCAAUGUCCCCUCCUGUCACACACCAGCGUUGACUUGGCGGUUCUGGGGCAGGCGACCCCUCCGCGACGCAGCCCAGACCCCACGAGGACGUCUGGACUUGGAAAGCCCUGGGGGAGGAUGGACGGACCUCUGGGCCACCCCCAGGCCCCCAGCCUCAGCCCCUGGCUGGCCACUGGGAGACUCUAACAAUAAACACCGAUCAGGCGC